ACAAGGUCUGUUUUCUGUGGCUGAAGUAGUGUACAUUUUUGGAACUUGACGUAAGAUAGGUAUAUGUUUGAUAUUUGUUGAAAGUGAAAAAGAAAGUGCUAGUCUAGUGUAGUUUAGUACAGAAGACAGAUCAGUAAAUGCAUAAAUUAGUACGUAAAGAGCAGUGGAAUGGUUCUUGUUUGUACUACAAACUAUUUCUGAGCACACAGUAAUUAUUUAAAAAAAAAAAAUGCUGUCAGGACAAUUUAUUCGUAAUAUUCAGUUACGUAUAACACGAUAUUUUACUCGUAGCAGUAUUUUAGGAGAAAUUAAUAAAGUAGAUAAAAUUCCUGCACAAACAAGCAAUGAACCUACAAAGGAAAGUGUCAUAGGUACACGCAUGCAUCGGGUAACUAAUUUUGACAAGAAAAUACUUGUUUGGGUAAAACGAUAUCCGAGUAUUGCAGAUGUUCCUAAGGAUGUUACAGUGGACUGUAUACUUGGUGCAAGAAGUAAAGCACGAAUCAAGACAUGUAAUUAUAUGAUAGUUUUUACCAUAAUUGGUUGUAUAGGCGCUGUAUUACUUGGAAAACGAGAUGCUAAAAGAGGAGAAAGUUUGUUUAAACAAAGAGAAAAGUGGCUCGAAGAAAUCAUCACAGAAAAUAAAAAGACAUAGAUUGUAAAUAUUAGGAAAA
Acromyrmex echinatior (Panamanian leafcutter ant) is the source of this 674-nucleotide messenger RNA. RefSeq names its product protein FAM162A. NCBI's taxonomy places the organism in Eukaryota, Metazoa, Arthropoda, Insecta, Hymenoptera, Formicidae. The record is from RefSeq and is a predicted model, not a curated record.